Messenger RNA from Saimiri boliviensis boliviensis (Bolivian squirrel monkey), 4916 nucleotides. RefSeq names its product divergent protein kinase domain 1B (gene DIPK1B). The record is from RefSeq and is a predicted model, not a curated record. NCBI's taxonomy places the organism in Eukaryota, Metazoa, Chordata, Mammalia, Primates, Cebidae.
GUCGCUGUGUGGGCUGGGGACUGGGCCGUGCCCCUUGCUGCCCAAGAUGCUGGGGCACCAGGCCCUGGAGACGCCUUCCUCCCCGGCCCAGGGCCCAUGAGGUGUGUGGGUUUCCAGGUGGAAUCUGCAAAGCUGCCUCUGGCUGGGUGUGGAGGACAGGGCCCAGGGUAGACAUGGGGGGCUGCCUCCAGCUGGGGGAGGAGGAUGGGGGAGACAUGGGGGUAGCUGCUGGAGAGCAGGAGAGGCUGGGAGCUGGGGGCAGGCAGUAGGGCAGACUCUAGAAACGUUUGAGAGACAGGCUGUUUAGCAGGAAGCCUGGGGUGGGUGGGCAGCUGGCCUCAGUGGCCUUUCUAGCUCCCCUGGGACCAGGGGUCCCCAAGGCAGGUAGCAGGGCAGUGUCCUCCACAGCCUCCCGCUCAGGGAGUCCCGUGUCGUGUGUGAGCAUGUGUGUAUCUGGGAGCCAGUGUGGCCACGAGUCCACACCGAGGUGACCCCGCUCCUCUUUCCACGUCCUGUGACUAGCUGGAGGGGAGCUCCAGCUCCGUCUUCCUGGCAGACCCUGGACUCGCCCAGAGCUAGGCAGGUCCCCCAGGCCAUUUUGACCCCAGCCUGGCCGAUGACCAGGGUUCCAAGGCUCCGCUCCCUUUGGGGCUGGGCCCGGGCAGAGAAGGACCUGCCGUGUAGCAGCAACUGCUGUGAGUCAUGGAAGGGGAUAUUGGGCGCAGGGAGACCCCAGGUUCAACGCUGCCUCCGUCAGAUGGGGAGGGGCCUCUCCUGCAGCUGGGUGGUGGAUGAAGCCACCAGGUGGCCGUGGGCAAACCUGUGCCCCACAGAGCUGUGUAUGACAGGGGCCACAUGUGGAGGCCCAGAGGUGGCAGGGUGGAGUGGGGUAUGGGGUCUUCUGUGCCCGGGACUUGUUUGGAGCCCAUGCCAGCCCACGGGAGGGCUCCAGGCCCCUGGCACCAGGCCUUGCUCACCCUCAAAGUCCAGGGGGCCUCUAGGCUCAGUGUGGCACGGGGGUGGUACAUUGGGCUUAUCCUGGGGCCAUGGGUGGGGAAGGCUGCGCCCCGAGUCGUGCACCCUGGAGACUCCUGAAAGGACAGGAGGUGGAGGGGCUGGACCUCCAGGCCGGGGUAGGGGGGAGCGGCAGGUGGGAGUGGGCAGAGGAUUCACAUUGCCAGGUGGGUUCUGAGUAUCCACCUACGGGGUGCCUGGCUGCGGAGGCUGCGGAGGAGCAGAAGGUGUCCCCCAAACAAGAGGAAGCUGCAGCCUCAGUUUCCCAGGGCGCCCUGGCCCUUCGCACAGCGGUGUCUACACAGCUGCUCACUGCCUUCCCAGAGGUCAGGCCAAGCCCAGCUCUCCCAAAGCCACCUCAGGGCCAUGGAGACAUCCCCUCCUUUCCAGAGGAGGCUACUGCCUCGCCUCGUGGGGGCACUGGAUGCCUCAGAGAGGCGCAGAGGCUGGCGCUAGGUGGGGCCACUCCCGGGUCCCCCCAGGGCCCUCAAGGGGCCAAGAACUGCAGAGUCCCACCGGGCCCUGCUGCAGACGGGAGACAGGCUGGGCAACAAGGGACUGGCUGGGGACCGAGGUGCAUGGUGGGGGUGCCCGAGGAGGCCAAGAAUACCCCCUACCCCGCCUCAGCCUUUGAGGAAGCCCCUUCCCACCCUGCCAGGUGCAGGCAGGCACCCAGGACCGAGGGACAGCCCCAUCUCCCCACCCCUGGGGGACCCCGGAGCCCCAGCCCCAGCCUGGCCAAGGGCAGCGUGUGCCAGGAGCAGGGUCUCCUGCAGGUCUGGGGCUCCGGGCGCAGGGGGCUGGUCUGGUGAUGGGACGACCUUCCCGUGAAGGGUGGGCCUGCAAGGCGGAGGGCUGGGCCAGCGCACAUUCCCUUCAUCCUCCUCUUCCGUCUGGAUGAAGAGACGGCGUUUCCGUGCUGCUGGCACAGAUGCUGCCUUCACGACUCACGUGGGGGGGGUCCUCGGCCUCCAGUGGGCCCAUCUCACUUCUGUCCCCAUCCCUGGUGUACUGGGCGUGGGGUGUGGGGGGUUUGGGAGGCGGGGGAGGCAGGGGACCUUCCAUCCUCUCCAGCCCUGGAGGGUGGGAUGUUCUGAAGCUCCCUUCCCGGCUCCCUCCGAGCCUGCUCUGCCAGGCUCCAUGGCAACAGAGGCUGUACAUCCAGAAAUUCUCCCCCCACACAGAGGGGUGGGCCAGCUCCGUGCUCUGUCACCUCCCAUGAGGCGCUGGGAUUCAGGGGCUGCCGGGCUCCCAGAGCUGGGCUGGGGACUGAGGAGGGGUAGCAGCCAGCCCCAGGCCUGAUUUAAUCACCACUAAGAGUGUCUCCCUGGGGGUCUGGCUAAGGAGGGGGCCUGUGGGACCGGGAAGGGCAGGCCGGGGAGUCACUGUGGGGCCCCGGGGGUCCGUUUCUAAGUCUUGACAAACAGUUCUGACAACAGCGGUAGCGUUGAGCCGGGGCACUGGCCACGUGGGGCUGGGAGAGGAGGCGGAGGUCAGGGCUCCGUUGCCCGUUCGGUCCAUUCAUCAGGACAGAAAACAAGUUCAGAGAUUCCUCGCUGACUGACCCGGGCAGACAGGGCGUCCCCCGAGGGGAAGGAGAGUCAGGCAGGGAGAGCGCACGUCGCAGCUGGUGGUGUAGACACGGGACACGGUGCAUCUAGCUCACCAGCCAACGCCUGGAUGGUCCAGAGAGCCGGACUGCUGGCGGGAGAGCUGCCUCCCACCCUGGCCCAGCUUGGCCACUGGGUGUGGUGUCGUCUCACGUUCAGGCCGUGGCCUUGGCUGUGCUGUCGUUACAGGAUCCAGGACGGUGGGGACGGGACGGGACCGGACCGGGGGUCGGCGGGGCUGCCCCUGAAGCCAACAGGCCCACCCCGCAGCCGCCGACGGCAUGAGCCAGGGCCCAGCAGUGGCUGUGCGAGGGGCCGGCAGCCUGCCAACUGCAUGUGACCAGUACCACAAGGGCAUCAUCUCGGGCUCCAUCUGCCAGGACCUCUGUGAGCUGCGUCUGGUGGAGUGGAGGACCUGCCUCUCAGCGGCCCCCGGCCAGCAGGUCUACAGCGGGCUCUGGCGAGACAAGGAUGUGACCAUCAAGUGUGGCAUCGAGGAGGCGCUGGACUCCAAGGCCCAGUCGGACGCAGCCCCCCGGCGGGAGCUGGUGCUGUUCGACAAGCCCACCCGGGGCACCUCCAUCAAGGAGUUUCGGGAGAUGACCCUCAGCUUCCUCAAGGCGAACCUGGGCGACCUGCCUUCCCUGCCGGCGCUGGUGGGCCAGGUCCUGCUCAUGGCCGACUUCAACAAGGACAACCGGGUGUCACUGGCGGAAGCCAAGUCCGUGUGGGCCCUGCUGCAGCGUAACGAGUUCCUGCUGCUGCUGUCCCUGCAGGAGAAGGAGCACGCCUCCCGACUGCUGGGCUACUGCGGGGACCUCUACCUCACCGAGGGCGUGCCCCACGGCGCCUGGCACGCGGCCACCCUGCCCCCCCUGCUGCGCCCGCUGCUGCCGCCGGCCCUGCAGAGUGCCCUCCAGCAGUGGUUGGGGCCUGCGUGGCCGUGGCGGGCCAAGAUCGCCAUCGGCCUGCUGGAGUUCGUGGAGGAGCUCUUUCACGGCGCCUAUGGGACCUUCUACAUGUGCGAGACCACGCUGGCCAACGUGGGCUAUACGGCCACCUACGACUUCAAGAUGGCCGACCUGCAGCAGGUGGCCCCCGAGGCCGCCGUGCGCCGUUUCCUGCAGGGCCGCCGCUGCGAGCACAGCGCCGACUGCACCUACGGGCGCGACUGCAGGGCCCCGUGCGACAGGCUCAUGCGGCAGUGCAAGGGUGACCUCAUCCAGCCCAACCUGGCCAAGGUGUGUGCGCUGCUGCGGGGCUACCUGCUGCCGGGCGCGCCCGCGGACCUCCGUGAGGAGCUGGGCACGCAGCUGCGCACCUGCACCACGCUGAGCGGGCUGGCCAGCCAGGUGGAGGCCCAUCACUCGCUGGUGCUCAGCCACCUCAAGACCCUGCUCUGGAAGAAGAUCUCCAACACGAAGUACUCCUGACGCGGCCGCAGGGGCCCUGGCCACCCUUCCUGGAGGCGGCCUGGGGCCUGGGUGCUGGGCUCCAGCCCUGCCUCUAGGAAUCGGUUGGAAAUGUUAAAUGCUGUUGCAGAAUCACGCCCCUAAGGUCAGGGCCCUGGACCCCACACCAGACAUGAGGUCAUCCUAACUCAGAGCGGAGGGAGGAGGCCCUGGAAGGGGUUUGUUACUCUGAAGAACAUGAUGUAAAUAAACAGCUUUUAUGUAAUGCCCAGGGCUGACCACCCUGAGCCCCAUCGACGCUGCGCGUGGGACCCUUUGCCCCACUGUGGAUACCACCUGGCCCAGGCACCCAGGCUGGGGUUGGGUCCCUGAAUCCUGGGGAGGCGGCCCUCUGGUGUCAGUCAAAGGUGAGGUCUAUUCUAGAGCCCCUGCCUGCCCUACACUGCUGAAGGUGCCAGGGCAGUUCCCCAAAAAGGAGCUUCUGAAGGAACCAACGACCAGGACGCCAAACCUGGACCAUGGCACAACAGGCCAAGAAAAAGGCGUUCUAGUGAAACAGACUGAUGCAGCGAAAACACCUUACAAAAUCCAGCCGUGAGAUGUAGAACUCACUCCCUAGGAAACCACCUUGGAAUGUCCGUCUUCUCUGGCCCUGUGCUCUCCCCAGUAGCCCAGGGAACCCAGCAACCAUCCCCCAGUGGGACAGGCAAGGACCCGGGCGGGAAGACCCCAACGCAGGAACACCGCUCAGUGCCGGCUCUGCUCCACAGUGGACGAGUCAAGACAACCCAUUCCGUCCCAGCCCCUUUUAUUCUCAAAUUUUGCCAACACAGAAAUAUUACCCUUGAAGAAAUGUGCAUUAAAUCUUUAAUUCACUUCA